GGAACGCUCCCCAUAUCAACAGCAGCCGCAACCCCAACAACAACUACCUAAAUUAAUAUAAUAUACAAUAUUAUACAAAUCGAGUAACAUUUAGUAAUCCAAGUAGUGUGUAUCCAUCAGCGGCCAGCGUCCAUAUGACCAGGCGUAAAUGGCAAGAACAAACAAGCGAAAUGGUUGGCGUAAUAUGUUCGGCAAUACCCCCGGUGGAUGCUGCUUCCAGAUUGUCCUUUAUCAAACCUAAUAAACCCUAUAGUUCCUGCACACUAAUCGGCAAUUGGUACAAUGACCGCAUAAACAACGAAGUAAAGAAGUAUAAUCCAAUCAACACUUCACACAACCCCACAGAUGCGAGAUCGACCGAUCAGUCCAGUUAUCAGGUACACUAUGCACAUCCAAAAGAAAUAUCACGCCCAGAUGCACCCACUUUCGAGCAGCAAAGGGCGCGCUAUAAGAUUAAUGUGCACAAAGGCAAGGAUAGUAGUGUGCUGAUAAUGGACUCGGAGAAAUAUUUGUCCAAUUACACCACGCUCAAUGAUAUCAAGUACAGACUGCAGCCGCCGCAAGACAAUUGGUCCAUGAUCACAGAUCGGCCGGUGAAAGGGCUGCCGAAAGAGAACUUGCUGCAAAGUUAUGGCAAUGAGACCAACUUCGGCUUGCGCCAUUGGUUAAGGCAAAUACGAAAUCAAGCCAAAUUGUAUCGCUCGGAUGACACGACUUAUGCGGAUGAAUUUCGGCAUCCAAAACAACCGAAAAGAAAGGAUGUGCGCUAUUGCAAAUGAACCGAGUCGCAGUGUGGUAUUAAUUCAUGGACGUGGAUUGUAAGUGGAAAGUGCUAAAGAAGUUAUUGUUUACAACGAAAAUUAAUCAAAAAUUAAGUAAAAAAAAUUACAAAAAUCUACGAACAAAAUUGAAACCACAAAAAAUUAUAAAACUUAAAAUAUUUAAGAAAAAAUUAAACAAAAUUCAAAUAAAUAAAAAUUACAAAAUUUAUAAAAAUCAACGAAAAAUAACAAUAAAUUAUCAAAAAUUUUAAUUAAAAAUUUAUAAAAAAUAUUAAAUUGAAAAUUCGCAUUGAAAACAACAAAAAUAAUAUAAAAAAAUAACAUAUAAUAACAAAAAAAACAACAAUUUCAUUCAAAGCAAAAACAUUUAGGUAUUGUGGUUAUAAGGCAAGAAUGUUUAAUAUAUAAGUCAAUAAUGUGUAAAAUAAAUAGCUUUGUCUGUAGAACGCUUUGUAGACUUGUACAUUAACUGUUUCUGCUUUUAAACUAAAUAAAUCUGUACUUUUUCUUUCAAAUGUUUAUU
Bactrocera dorsalis (oriental fruit fly) is the source of this 1305-nucleotide messenger RNA. RefSeq lists its product as uncharacterized. NCBI's taxonomy places the organism in Eukaryota, Metazoa, Arthropoda, Insecta, Diptera, Tephritidae. The record is from RefSeq and is a predicted model, not a curated record. Bases 135 to 779 code for a protein of 214 amino acids. The transcript has 2 exons.